UCUGAAUACGCUUUAUCCUUAGCGCGAGUACAGCUGGAAUAGUGAACCAUAACCUAGAAUUAUACAAUUGCAGAACAUACACAAUACAAAAUGUCCAACAACACUAGGAGACAAGCAGUCCCCUCCGACACCGCACUCUCUACGGGAGCAAUAGCCGGAAUCGCCAUCGGCGGCGCCGCACUCCUUUUCUUCGUCGUCGCAGGCAUCCUCGUCAAGCUGGCGCGACGAACAACACGACGUCGCACAUCGAACUCCGCCUUCGGCAACACGGUCGAAUCCGGUAUCAUAGACGUGCCUGGCCCCAACCGUCUGCGUAAGAGGAGCAUUAUCGGCCAGGUCACCAAGUACGACAAAGACGACACCAACGAGGAUGACAUCCUACCCGAGGAGAGCAGCCGGUCCAGCUUCACCAUGGUUUCGCCAACGAGGACCCGUCAGGGCAGCCUGAGCUUGAUCGGGGACGAGAGCAGGAACGGGAGCAGACGUGGCAGCGUGGAUACGUCGAAGAGCCAGAACCCGAGCCAGAUCACGGUGAGCAAGUCGCGGGACCCGGAGAAGCAGCGCGGGUAUGGGGUGUACACGCACCGGCGCAAGACGUCGUGGAUCGACGAGGACGCGCUCCACGGGCCGACAAUCACGUCGCCUAAGCGGACGAAGCAGAGGCACAGGCGAAUGGCGAGCUGGUUCGACGGCGGUCUUAGCCGUUCCCUGAGUCGGCUCUCGAUGAGAAGCGGGAUGGGCGAUAUUAGCCCCACGCUUCCUAGCACUGAGACGCCUCCGGGGGCGCCGAGUGUAGGACAGCAGUACGAGACGCCUGUUGAGAGUCCUGCCGAGCAGGGCAUUAGGGAAACCCAGCAGGGAGCUCGUUAUUCUUACACGACGACCCCGAGUCCAAAUCGUCAGCAGCAGCAACAGCAACAGAUGUAUCCCAGCCCCCAAAGAUCAUACGGCCCCGUCAACCUGGUCAGUCCUGGAUCCGGGUCUAGCAACCCGGCUCAAUCCCCACCGGAUAUUACCCAUAACCCACGUUACAGAAACAGAGUCUCGUUCCAAGCUGCACAGCAGUUAGCUGGCACAUCACGUCUGCCCGCCCCGAUUAAUGCCCAGCAAGGGCAGGGGCAGAUGCGAGGGCGGCCGAUAUUAAACCACAGCGCCACAGACACGGGAUUGACGGAGAUACUGCGUAUGACCGCCGAAAGGCUCCAGGACGGACACAGGAGUGAGAGACGGAAAACGCUGAUGACACCAUACAUGCCAUACACACCAUAUUCCACCGGACGACCCAUGAACGGUCAAUAUUAUUACGAUGGAAAACCGAUAGACUAUAACCACGACCCCAUAAACAGCGGGGACGUAAGUCCGGUGAAAAGCCACAAGAGCGCGCCGGCAACGAUGUCGUACGCAGAAUUAGAAGGCUGCACCCCCACAAGCCAAUCCCCUCAGCGGCAAGUACAGACGCCAAAACACUCGCGACAGCCAUCCCACAACCCGCGGAUGUCGCAACAAUCGAUGAUAUCCGAGCCAGACAGCCUUGUCGCUCCUCGACGGGAAUCGCUCAGCGAAGUACGGACCGCGCUGUCCAGCCCGAGCCGCUUGACUAGGUCAAACGAACCAUCCCCCAGCCCUCAAGGACAGAAGCAACAACCCCGACCAUUUUCCAACGGAAGUUCCAUGUCGUCCGCCCUAUCAACGCUGUACAGCAUGGAAGAGGCAUCGAUCCGCAGCCCGCCUGCAGCAGACCUAGUUUUCGGAAGCAGUCCAGCACACACGCCUCGACGGACGCCAGAUAAAGUGCUCUCCGCAUUCGGCAUGUUGAAGACGAACCGCAAUUCAGGAGUAACAGAGGCAGCAAAGAGCCCAACACGCAAGUUUGACGACGACGACAUCCCACCGCCACUACGCAUCCGCCGAGGAACCCUCGGCGGGACAGUCGUCCCGAACAACACGCCCGCAUCCCGGCCCUCCUCGCGGCAAAACGGGCGCUCCGUCGAUCUAUCCAAGAGCAGAUCAUCGUUCAUGGUACAGACAUCAAACGAAAAAGAAGACCCAUUCACGGCAGAGGCAACGCCGCGGAACCCCGCCCGCCUAUCAAAAGUAUUCUCUCCCCUCCCCGUAGACUUCCCGCGGAGAAAGUCCGACUCGAAGCACUCCCCCGGGACGCGGACCUCGUCGCAAGAAAGCCAGUUCGACAAAACCCCCACCCCAUCACCAGUGCGCAGAACCGCGAUGCCAUCACCGCGAUCCAUCCUCAACUCCCCCAGCAACCCCAAGCGCGCGCCCAGCCCGGCCAUAUCCGAAGCCGGUCUAUCGUCCGUGUACGACAGCUACACGUACACACACGGGGACUCGCAACUCGACGGAACCGACGAGCGAACGCCGCGAAUCUCCGGGUCCCCACAAUUCGCAAGCCAGCGGGGCUCGACAUCCGGGCGCGAAUCGCGCGUCACCUUCCGGAUGCCGAGCUACGAAGAAAGCGCAAUUUCGCAGAUCCGGCCACACCCGAGUCCGAAAGCGAAGCAAACGCCCGUGAUUGUCGUGCCACCUCCGGGGUCGCCGCUGAAGCCGCGGCGCAGCAUGCCGUCGGAUGGGUCGGUGUAUUCGCAGGACGAGGACCGGGUGCCGCCGAUGCGGUCGCUGACUGUGCGGCGGGGGAAGAGCGUGAGGAUGUCGACGACGAUUACGGAGUUGAGGCGGAUGAAUAGCCAGGUUAGCAUUAUGAGUGACCAGAGCACGGCUAGUGCUACGGUGCCGCUUAUGCGGGGCGGUGGGUUUAGUCCCGGGCGCCAGAGCGGUGGGGGGAAGAAUUAUCUCGCGCUUGGGGGUGCGUUGAGUGGUGAUUCGUCGAACGGGGGUGUGAGUAGGAGUGUGAGCGGGAGUGGAAGUAUAAGUGGGAAUGUGAGAGCGAGCAUUCAUGAGAUAGGUGCACGGGAUGGUUCGUUGCGUAGGGGAAGUGUCUCCAGAGCGCGGAGAGGAACGGUGGUGUUGCAGGGGAUUGACGCUAUGAAGCGUGGUAGUGUGAAUGGAGGGAGCCCUACAAAAUACGCUGAACGGCUCCGAACUCACGCCACCAAGUUAAGGCGCCAAGAGACGACGAUUAAGCGAGAGAGCGUUGAAAGCCUGUACGAUAGAGAGGGUUUCCUGAAGGAUUAGUCAGGACACGACUCUCAGUAUCGUCACCACUUGGCACUUUUAAGAGAAGGAGGGAUGUAUUUUUUCUUUCUUUUGUUAUGUAAACAGCUUGCUGAUACCUUUGACCUUCGGUACAUAUUUGUUAUUAACUUCGCCUGUCUUGGGCAUUCUGAUAUAAUUUUUCAGGCGUACGGAGGAGUUUAUUGCCUUAGGGUCUCGUGUACAACAUUGGGAGAUCGAAUUACUUGGUUAUUUGGGGUGUUGGUCAAAUUUAUUAAUCCAGCUUCCUCGGGUAUUUAACAUCGG
Annulohypoxylon maeteangense is the source of this 3435-nucleotide messenger RNA. RefSeq lists its product as uncharacterized. The transcript has a single exon. The record is from RefSeq and is a predicted model, not a curated record. Bases 91 to 3150 code for a protein of 1019 amino acids. NCBI's taxonomy places the organism in Eukaryota, Fungi, Ascomycota, Sordariomycetes, Xylariales, Hypoxylaceae.